GGGUGCGCACUCAAGUAUCGGGCGAGGGGAACGACUCGACAAUUGUCACGACAACUUCACUCUUCGGGAGGAACCGGCGCUGUAUGCGCAGGAGAGGGCUUUUUUCCCCCGGACGGUGAGCUCCAGCGGUUCUUCAUUUUGUUUUUGUUUUUUUUUUUUUUUUAUAAAUUGUUUUUUUAUCUUGGUCCCUCUCUCGGGGGGGCUUUUUUCGGGGCACCAGAGGGUCAGUGCGGGCUCUGGUGGGACAAGUAAUUCCUUCGCAGUUGCUUUUUCGGCGGAGGAAUUUUUAGCUGGCGUGGAGCUGAUUCCGCCUCCACCUUCCCUCCGGAACGGUUUCAUUCAGAGCCUUCCUUGGAUGGGACGGUUCACGCACUGGAGGAACUGUAGUGUCAAAGAGAGUUGAGGUACCUCCUGUACCCACGGAGGUGAUUCAGGGUGGUUAACAUGACCCGGUUGGCAGUGCGAUUCGUCGCAACCGUGGUCUGCCUGUCCGUAGUCGUCACAGGGGAAAGUAACACCACAGCAUGGAUACGAAGUGGAAGAGUUCGUGGUGUGAGAGAUACAAUUGACAAAGACCGAGGGGAUAUUGCGUCUGAAGGUGGAGAAACUGCGCCGAGUACUUGGGGCGAAGGAGAAUCAUAUGAAGAUUCCUUGAGAGAUCCAUACAGAGGACGAUCUGAGCACAAUCAGAGUCACUCCUACGAUCCUUACAACAGAGGAGGCCCUGGAUAUGGCUUUGAGAACACCCAGGACCGAACUCGUUAUGAUGGGAAUCGCGGAGGAGAAUCUGGACAAUUCCACGGGGGUCAAUCCGGUUAUGGUAAUGAAGGAGGGCAGACCUGGAGUGGCCAGGGUGGACAGACUGGCUACGGAAGCUCUUACGAUCAGCGGGGUAGAGAUGGUUACGAUCAGCGGGGUAGAGAUGGUUACGAUCAGCGUGGAAGGGAUGGUUAUGAUCAGCGUGGAAGGGAUGGUUAUGAUCAGCGUGGACGGGAUGGUUAUGAUCAGGGAAGAAGGGAUGGCCAGGGAGGGAUCGGUCAAGGGUCAGAGGGCAGAUCAGAAUCAGGUUACGGUCAGUAUCCUGACAGCUAUCAGGUGUACCCAGUACCUGGUGACAGGACUUCAAAGAACUGUACAGGCUCUGGCUGCUGUGCUCCUAAGUGUUUCGCUGAGAAGGGCUCGAGAGGACCCCCUGGAAUCAUUGGACCUGCUGGACCCAAAGGUCAGAUUGGUUUCCCUGGAGCCGAGGGCUUGCUAGGACCCAAAGGAGAGAAGGGUGAUCCUGGUCCACAAGGUCCUAUUGGAAUAAAGGGUGACAGAGGUCCGAUGGGUUUCCCUGGAUUCCCAGGAAUUGCUGGUGUGCCGGGUGUGCAAGGAUAUCCUGGUGCACCGGGUAUGCCUGGGAGAGAUGGAUGCAAUGGCACUGACGGUGAACCUGGACGCCCUGGAGUUUCUGGAGAGCCUGGACCUCGAGGUUACAGAGGUGGUACAGGGCCGAAGGGUGAGAAGGGUGAAGCAGCUUUCGCAGGGCGCUAUCCAGUUGGACAAAAGGGUGAACCUGGUCUCGAUGGUGUGAGAGGACCACCCGGUCAACCUGGACCCCAAGGACCUCGUGGUUUCCCAGGGCCUAAGGGUGACCACGGGCCCUAUGGUGCCCCAGGAGCCCCGGGACCUAAAGGAGAAAAAGGUAACAUGGGGCUGGGUUUCGAAGGAUUGAGAGGAGAGAAGGGCUUGAAGGGAGAGCCAGGACCCCCGGGUAGGGAGCCAGAAUAUCCACCAUUCUCGGGCACAACGAGCUCAGUUGGGCCAACUGGUGAACCUGGACAGAGAGGAGACAAGGGAGAUCAAGGAUUCGAUGGGCCUAAAGGAGAAAUUGGAUUCCCCGGAGACGCCGGAAUACCGGGUACCCACGGUGGCAAGGGAGAGAAGGGUCUUCCUGGAGCUCCAGGAAUUCGAGGAAGAGAUGGCUUUUCUGGCCCUCCAGGACCCCCAGGACGUAAGGGAGAUCGUGGUAUCGAUGGAUUGAAUGGAUUGCCGGGUAGACCUGGACAAAAAGGAGAUCCUGGGCUCGAUGGACCUAGUGGUGUCACUGGUCUGCGUGGACCGCCCGGACCUCCAGGAGGUGGAAAAGGACAGCCUGGACCACCUGGCCCGAUUGGACCUAGAGGAUUUCCUGGUCCCGUGGGACCGCGAGGCUCAGAUGGUUAUCCUGGCGAGCCCGGGCCACGGGGACCUAUCGGUUUAACUGGUGGACCAGGUUUAGCUGGUAUUCCUGGCGCUGAAGGAGCUCCUGGUGAUAAAGGCCUAAAAGGAGAGCCUGGAUUGACCGGAUUUCCCGGAGAAGGUGGACCUAGGGGAUUCGAUGGGCCUCCAGGGCCUGCUGGGCCACGAGGACCUCAAGGAGAUAAAGGAUUCUCGAUAAUUGGUCCAAAAGGAAUGGAUGGUGCUCCCGGUUUAGAUGGUGCAAAGGGUCAAAAAGGAGAACGUGGUUAUGUCGGAGUUCGUGGACGACCAGGGGACUCCCUGGACGGUAUUCCUGGUGCUCCCGGAGUUCCAGGUUUGCCUGGAGAAGCUGGAAUUGCCGGUAGAGAUGGAACGCCUGGAUUUCCAGGUGAACCCGGUGAAAAGGGAGACAUCGGGGGUCGAUGCUCAGACUGUGUUCCUGGGUAUCCUGGGACAAAGGGUGACCGUGGUUUUGACGGGACACCUGGACUGGCCGGACCUAGAGGGCCACCUGGAGAAAGGGGAUACCCAGGAGAAGCUGGGGCUGAUGGAAUGCCUGGACAAAUCGGACCUCCUGGGCCUCCUGGAAAGGACGGAAUCAAUGGAUUUCCUGGAGCCCCAGGUGAACCUGGUGCGUCUGCAUUUAUCACUGAGAGUAUGUUGAAAAUGGAGAAGGGAGAUAAGGGGCUGCGUGGAGAGCCUGGAAGACCUGGGCCACCAGGACCUGAGGGACCGAUUGGCGAGAAGGGAAGACCUGGAUUUGAGGGAUUCCCUGGUCUCAAAGGACAGCCGGGUGAUCGGGGAUUCCCAGGCCAAGAGGGAAUCCCUGGUAGACCUGGAAUACCUGGACGUAAAGGAGACAAGGGAACGAGUAUCAAGGGUGAACCGGGUGUAUCUGGGCGGGAUGGGUAUACAGGACCGAAGGGAGAUCCGGGCCCUUACGGUGACAAAGGAGAGCCAGGACAAUGUCCACCCAUAAAUUACGAAGAAGGCUUUAAGGGAGAUCGUGGAGCUCCUGGAGAGAAGGGAGAACCAGGGCCUCCUGGUCGUGAUGGACUGCCAGGAGACAAAGGUCUUCAAGGACUUUCAGGAUUAACAGGGCCACUGGGACCAAUUGGUGCUCCAGGACCAGUCGGUCCUCGAGGAUUGCCAGGACCUCGUGGUGACAAAGGAGACAUUGGACCCAUGGGAUUCCCCGGUGAGCCUGGAAGGGACGGCCCGAGGGGAUUCCCAGGAAUACCAGCGCCGAAGGGAGAGAAGGGAGAACCUGGAUUGUCCAUGAAGGGAAGUCAAGGAUUAACUGGGCCACCGGGUGAGAAGGGAGAACGAGGUUUGCCAGGACCACCAGGAAAGGAAGGACCUGCUGGAUACUCAGGAUUACCUGGAUUCGCUGGAGAGAAAGGUGAUAUUGGUAGCCCUGGAAUCAACGGGCUCCCAGGUGCCCCAGGAGAAAAAGGAGAUACUGGAUUGAUAGGACCCCCUGGACCACCAGGUGUAUCAGGUUUUUCAGGCGUUGAUGGACCCAAGGGUGAGCCCGGUUUGCCUGGAGAACCUGGACGCGCUGGUUUCCCUGGGUUCCCGGGUGUCAAAGGAGAUAGGGGCGAGCCUGGUAUCGAUGGCCCGAAGGGAUAUCCUGGGCGCAGAGGAAUCCCCGGAGUCGCUGGACGACCUGGGCUGGAAGGACCACUGGGACCAAAGGGCGAACCUGGUGAGAAAGGAGCGGCAGGCUUUCCAGGCCUUCCAGGAAUGGAAGGUAAGCCUGGAAGACCAGGAUUUGAAGGACCCAAAGGUGAUCGUGGCUUUGAUGGUGCCCCUGGCUUACCUGGACCAAUAGGAUUGGAGGGAUCUAAAGGCGAUCGUGGUUCACCUGGAUUCCCCGGGCGUAAAGGAGAGGCCGGCAGUGUGUCUGACAAAGGGCAGAAGGGUGAGCCAGGUAUGCCUGGAAUCCGUGGACCAAUUGGUGCUCCAGGUAGAGACGGUAUUGACGGAGAGAAGGGAGAGGCUGGACGACCUGGUUUCGCUCGUGAUGGGCUGCCGGGGCUGAAGGGUGAACCUGGUGAACGUGGACUCGAUGGAUUACCUGGAUUGCAAGGACCCAAGGGAGGCACUGGGGUACAAGGCUUCAAUGGACUUAAAGGCGACAAAGGUUUCCCUGGACCUUACGGCGAACCCGGUAAACCGGGAUUGGAUGGAAUGCCUGGUGAACCUGGGGAAAUUGGACCACAGGGACCGCCCGGAUUCCCGGGAAUUAAUGGGGAAAUUGGACAGCCUGGGCGGCCGGGGUUGGACGGGGUUAAGGGAGACGCUGGACCUCAGGGAUUGGAUGGAUUGCCUGGAGUUCCUGGACCAUUUGGCGAGAAGGGAGAUAGGGGCCUUCCGGGACCAACGGUUAAUAUUAAGGGUGAGAAGGGAGAACCUGGAUUACCCGGAAUACACGGAUCGGAUGGUGAGAAGGGAGAUCGCGGAUUUGAAGGACAAGCCGGGUUCGAUGGUGUCAAGGGAGACAGAGGGGCGCCUGGACCCAUGGGCAAUCCUGGAGCACCUGGUGCACCCGGACCUAAAGGGGACCAUGGACCUACCGGUGCUCCUGGUGGCCCAGGCCAAACGGUGAAGGGUGAGAAGGGUCUUCCAGGACUCCUCGGCAAGCAUGGACGGGAUGGUUUCCCUGGAAUUCCUGGGGAGAAAGGAGAAGUGGGUUUCCCAGGUCUGCCAGGACCGAAGGGAGACGCUGGACCAUGGGGACCACCUGGCCUUCAAGGCGAAAAGGGUGAAUCCGGUCCCAUUGGUCCAGAAGGACCACCAGGACGCAGUGGAGAUCCAGGAUUCGAAGGCGCUCCUGGACUUCCUGGAGAAAGAGGACCAAAGGGAGAUCAGGGGCCACCUGGAUUGUUUGGAGGUGUUGGACAGAAGGGAGAUCGUGGCCUCUCAGGUCCACCCGGUUUGGAUGGAAUACCUGGUGAAAAGGGCGAUAAAGGAUUCGACGGUAUACCUGGUGCACCAGGUUUCCCGGGAGAGAAAGGAGAUCAAGGAUACCCUGGUCCAGCCGGAUUGACAGGAGCUACUGGCUACGUUGGCGUUAAGGGAGACAAGGGUGACGAGUGUGUCGAGCCUCCGAUGGGACCAAAAGGAGAUCGUGGAUAUCCAGGGAGGGCCAGUCGGUCCCCCGGGACUGCCAGGGCUCCAAGGGCCUUCGGGAAUUCCAGGACCUCGAGGAGAGCCGGGUGCUCACUGCGAACAGGCUGCUGACUAUCUGACUGGUAUUCUCCUUGUGAGACACAGUCAGAGUCAGAGUGUACCCGUCUGUGAACCUGGUCACAUUAAAUUGUGGGAGGGUUACAGUCUCCUGUACACAGACGGUGACGAGAGGGCACAUUCUCAAGAUCUAGGCUAUGCCGGCUCGUGUGUAAGGAAAUUUUCGACAAUGCCUUUCCUAUUCUGCGAUGUCAACAACGUGUGCCAUUACGCCAGCCGAAAUGAUCGCUCUUAUUGGUUGUCUACCAAUAGUCCAAUACCGAUGAUGCCAGUGGAAGAAGCAGGCAUCGAGGAGUACAUCUCCAGAUGCGUCGUUUGUGAAGUACCAGCCAAUGUUCUAGCAGUUCACAGUCAAUCGCUGGUUAUUCCGGAUUGUCCUCCUCAGUGGUCCGGUCUGUGGAUAGGCUACAGUUUCGUUAUGCACACCGGCGCCGGUUCUCAGGGUGGCGGGCAGUCACUAUCAAGCCCGGGCUCCUGUCUGGAAGAUUUCCGUGCAACGCCCUUCAUCGAGUGCAACGGUGCGAAAGGACACUGCCACUACUACGCGAAUGAAUUCAGCUUCUGGAUGGCAACGAUCGAAGACAGACAGCAAUUCCAGAGGCCCGAAAAGCAAACACUCAAAGCUGGUAACCUAAGAGGCCGAAUAAGUCGAUGCCAAGUUUGUAUAAAGAAUACGUAAGACAAUAUGACACAGCAAUUAUCGUAAAACAAUUUGAUAUUUCUACUCUUCUUCCAUAAAUUUUUAUAUUGAAAAAUGUCAUGUAUGAAUUCUCAGCGAAUGAGAAUAAUCCUGGUAGUGGGUUAAUAAUAAUUGAGGGCUUGAGUGGAUCAAGAAACUCACUCGAGACAACAAUAUUUUCUAUUUCGUCUGCUAUUCUUUAUCCAGUGCUUUUGUAGCAUAUCUGUUAGCCAAGUAACCCAAUGUUUUCCUCGGCUUUGAAAGGAGCUCCACCGAGACUCAAUUUUCAAUACUCACGUCGUCGAUUCUACUCCAGUGAGUUCAUCUUUUUCCUCUUCAACUCACUCCUCGUUAACCCAUUCCACUUUUAUCUCAACUUUGCGAAAAACAGAAUGAAAACUUGGUCCUUCACUCAUCUCACUACUUUAUCCUCUCCUGUCUUGUUUUCUCCACCUUACAUUUUUAUAACUAUACCACUAAGUGCCUAGCAAUACUACUUAGCAUGUAAAAUAAUAUAUAUUUAUAUCGUUAAAUUUGUACGAAGUCGAUUAAAAUGCACAAAAUGAAGAAAUAUAUGUUUUAUUCAGACGAUAAGGAAAAUUUAUAUGGAGAAAUAAUGAAUGAGGUCACUGCCGAUAUUCAAUAUGGCAAUUUUACAUAUUGUAUAUUAAUAUAAUGAGAAAAUUUUAAUGGACAGAUUUGUAGCGCAGAAUGUUCGCGUGAAGCCAAAUAUUUAAGUACAUAGGUAUUUUGCUACAUAGCCAAUAAAAAUUAUACCUCCACA
Fopius arisanus is the source of this 6938-nucleotide messenger RNA. It is a transcript of the gene Col4a1, whose product is annotated as Collagen type IV alpha 1. Gene Ontology annotation, molecular function: extracellular matrix structural constituent. Gene Ontology annotation, cellular component: collagen trimer. Lineage: Eukaryota; Metazoa; Arthropoda; Insecta; Hymenoptera; Braconidae. The record is from RefSeq and is a predicted model, not a curated record.